AUGUUUAUUCAUCUAUUUUUAAGUUUCGUCUUAUUACAUCAAGUAGCAUGUCAAAUCUCAUGCUAUAUUUGUCCUCUCGAAAGGAAUAGUUUUCAAUACAAUAUUACUACAGAAAAUAUUCCGACACAAUUAAAUAAUUGUACAAUAGAAAACGAACAACAGUAUUGUAUUGUUCAAAUCGAAUGGAAAGAAAAUCCAAAAAUUGAAACGACUAUUCGAUUAGCAGGUUAUACAAAUCCAUAUCCAAGAUCGAGCUUUCCACCUCAUACACUAGCAGUAAAUGCAUAUAUACCCAAUGAUCCAAAUCGAUUCGAAAGAGAAGUAAGACAUUUCUUAAGUUAUAGUUGUUCAACUAAUCAAUGUAAUCAACCAGCCGUUUUAAAACCUCUAUUAGAAUCUUUAAUAAUGAAUGACCAAUUAAAUGAACUUGAGUAUCUUCUUAAAUCAAAUCAAACAUUUGAUCCACAAUGGUGUUUAUCCUUUCAAAACACAAGUUAUUUCUCACAAAGAAAUGAUUCAAAGGAUUGUAAUCAAUGCCGAAAUUAUCUUACGUAUAAGAAUCAAUGGAAAGCAGUAGAUGCAUAUUGUUAUACAUCAGUUUAUCCAGAAAAUCGAUUAGGAUACGAAGUGACAUUUGACUUGAAAGAUCAGACUAGAUCGCAUAGUUGGAUGAUUCAAUGUCAAGCACCGAAUUGUAGCUCAAUGAAUAAUAUGAAACAAAUUACGGAGAAAAUACAAAUUGAAUUUGAUGUUAAUACGUUUUUAAAAAGAACAUCAGCUGGACGAUCAAUAGUUCAUUCAACGAAUUUUCAUAAAACAAUAUUUAUGUUUGUUUUAGUUUUAUUUAUUGACCUUUUUUGGUUUUAG
This is a messenger RNA of Adineta steineri, 867 nucleotides long. The record is from the annotation of a GenBank genome assembly. Lineage: Eukaryota; Metazoa; Rotifera; Eurotatoria; Adinetida; Adinetidae.